AUAGGAAAAGCUGCAGUUUUUACUCCCUCCAUCCCUAUUCUUUUGCCUAUUGAACCAAAUUUUCUUAGCCAUAGAGCUUCCUUACUCUUCCUUACUUCAGCUUCUUCUUCUUCUUCUUCUUCUUCUCUCUCUCUCUCAAAAUUUCUCUUGUAGCAUGCCUUGCUAGGUAGUCUCUUUCAUGACCAAACCAUUUCUUUUUGAAGAAAUGGCUAAUCAAGGAGGAAAUAGUAUUGUGUUAAGGGACUAUAGGAAAGGGAACUGGACAGUCCAAGAGACAAUGGUGCUUAUAAAGGCCAAAAAAAUGGAUGAUGAGAGAAGAAUGAGGAGAAUAGGGGAAAUCACUACUGCUACUACUAGUACCACUAACAUUGAAGGGGGGAAGAAUAUCAUCAUUAACAAACCAGCAGAGCUAAGGUGGAAAUGGGUAGAAGAUUAUUGUUGGAGAAAUGGGUGUUUGAGGAGCCAAAACCAGUGUAAUGACAAGUGGGAUAACCUCAUGAGAGAUUUCAAGAAAGUUAGGGAUUAUGAAAGGAAAUUAAGAGAAGUAGGAGAUCAAGGGGGGUCUAGUUCUACUACUAGUGCUAAUGACCAUAGUUAUUGGAAGAUUGAUAAGCAUGAGAGGAAAGAGAGGAAUUUGCCUUCGAAUAUGUUGCCGGAGAUUUUUCAGGCGUUGGUGGAGGUGGUGGAGAGGAGAGAGGGGUUAAGAGUGGUGGCGAGUGGUGGUGCUGGUGGUUCUAGUGUGGUGGAAAUUAGAUCUAGCAGUAGUAAUGAUGUGGUGGUCCAACAGCAGCAGCAGCCUCCUUCAAUAUUAUUGCCUCCUUUAUUGCAAUAUCCUAUUUCGGCUCCAUUAGCUGUAUUACCUAUCCCUCCUCCACUACCACUACUGCCACCACCUCCACCGGCUUCAGCUGCACAACCACCACAUGGUAUUCCACAAUCUCAACAGCCAUUGCCAACAGUAGAUGUGUGUGAUAGCUCAGAUUCUGAUACAAGUGAGCAUUCAGAUUCAGCAGCAAAAAGGAGGAGAAAAGGAGGAGAGGGAACAAGUGGUGGAGGCGGUGGCGGUGGUAGUAGUAACAUUUCAAAUGAGGCACUAAUUGGCUCAGCAAUUUCCAAAAGUGCAUCAAUAAUAGCAGAAGCUAUACAAGCUUGUGAGGAGAGAGAAGAGAAAAGGCACAGAGAUCUAAUGAGUUUGCAAGAGAGAAGGCUGCAGAUUGAGGAGUCUAAAGCUGAGAUCACUAGGCAAGGCAUUAAUGGCCUUGUUGAUGCCAUUAACAAGCUUGCCAAUUCCAUCCUUGCUUUGGCAAAUAAUUCACAAAAUAACCAAACCCCUCCUAGUCCUAAUUGAAAACCAACAUUAAUUAAUUAGUACAUAUACAAUUAAGGUGGGAUUUAUUUACAUAUUAUAUACUCCCAUUUGAUGGAGAGAUAUAUGAAUUUAAAUGAUCUUGUUGAUGCCGUUUGAUGGAGAGAUAUAUGAAAUUAAAUGUCCUUGUUGAUGCAUUUGAUGGAGAUAUAUGAAAUUACAUGUCCUUGUUGAUGUCA
Rhododendron vialii is the source of this 1545-nucleotide messenger RNA. RefSeq lists its product as uncharacterized. Bases 179 to 1348 code for a protein of 389 amino acids. The transcript is spliced from 2 exons. The record is from RefSeq and is a predicted model, not a curated record. NCBI's taxonomy places the organism in Eukaryota, Viridiplantae, Streptophyta, Magnoliopsida, Ericales, Ericaceae.